Messenger RNA from Diospyros lotus (date-plum), 842 nucleotides. RefSeq names its product protein Iojap-related, mitochondrial. Gene Ontology annotation, biological process: negative regulation of translation; negative regulation of ribosome biogenesis. The coding region runs from base 40 to 624 and encodes 194 amino acids. NCBI's taxonomy places the organism in Eukaryota, Viridiplantae, Streptophyta, Magnoliopsida, Ericales, Ebenaceae. Gene Ontology annotation, molecular function: ribosomal large subunit binding. The transcript has 4 exons. The record is from RefSeq and is a predicted model, not a curated record.
CUUGCCCAGCCGCGCAAGAACCAGCGAGCGUAUAAUCCGAUGUGGGCGGCUCUACGGUCUCGAGCACUUCCCAUCUCCUCAUCAUCACCGACGUAUUCGUCUUCUUUGGCUUCUGCUAUUGAUCGAUGGAAGCUAGGGAUUUUCGGGUCUAGCUAUCGCAGCCUGUGUUCGUCCCUCGUCGAGACCGGCAACAAAAAGGGUUUGCUGCAGUUGGACGAGGUUCAGAAGGUUCUCGGCGAUGUCAAAGCCGAUAACGUCCAGGUCGUCCCCGUUCGCGAUCAGUGCGAUUGGACCGACUUCAUGGUCUUCGUUACCGGCCGCUCCGCCUGGCACGUUCGCAAUAUCGCGCGGGCCUUAAUUUACAAGGCUAAGCAAAAGCAAAGAGGAGCUGAGAGAAUGUUACUCCCCAGUGUGGAAGGAGAAAAAGAAGGAAAGUGGAUUGUUAUUGACUCUGGUACGAUUAUAAUUCAUGCUCUUGAUGAGAAAGCCAGAUCUUAUUACAAUCUGGAGAGGCUUUGGAGAACUGAGACAUCAAGUAAAGACCGAACUCAGGAUCUGGAGAAGGCAUUCUUGAAGGUGCGGCCCAAAAAUAACUCCAAGAAACGGGCGCCGACAGGUGCUUAGCAUCCAGUGAAUGCAUGCAUGCAUGCAGCCGCCCUCUCCAGCUUAGUUUUACUUUUAGUUAGUAUUGACAUUGGAGAUUACUACUCUUUUAUGUAGUCUUAAUUUUGCAUUGAGUUGUGUACUAGUUAAAUCUAGCUAGCAAAUUCCGUUUAUGCUGGAUGUUCCGUUGAAUCAAACGAAUUUAUAUAUCAACUUUUCCCCCUCUUCUUUUGUUUUUU